AUGUCCAGGUCCGAGGCCCCGUAUCGCCGAUCGCAGUCCGUCAUCAACCACUCGGAGCAGCACCGCGGCACGCCUGUGCUCGAGGACCAGCACUACUUUAGCACCAACAGUCCUCCGUCCAAUCGCGUUUUUGUCAUGGAGACUUCGCACGAAGGAGACGUGAUGCAGGACGGACGGCGGUCGCUGCGCCACCUGCCGCCGCCGCUGGACUCGCGUGGAUCGUACCAGCAGCGCCGUGGCACGCGCGGCGUCUCGGGUGGGUUUGUGACCAUGGACAAUGGCAGCACCAUCAGCAACUCGAGUGGCAAUCGCGUUGACACGAUGAGUCUGACGAACGUGAGCGCCACGGCGCACCAGCCGCUCAUUUCGACGCCCCGCGCGGCGCAAAAGAACAUUGUGCGCGUGAUUGAUAAGGACAUGACGCAGCAGUUCCGUGGUCGAUCCAAGUCGGUCGGACAGGGCAGGAUUCGCUGGUUUGAGAACCGAAAGUCGCAGCUCCUUGGCUUUUGCCUGACGAUGGCGUUCUUAGGUGUGUCGGUGGCAAUGUACAAUUAUCGAUGGACGGGACUUAUUGCUGGAUCAGUGAACACGAUUAUUUGCGGCUCUGCGGUUGUAAUCACGUACUGUCGCAAGAAGCAAUGGCAUCAGCAUCCGAACCCUAUUGUGCACAACCGAUCAGUGCUAAGCAUCUUCAUGGCAAUAUGCUUGCUGUUGAAUGUGCUCGUGGACUUUGAUCCUAGUGGCUCGAAUACAGACUGCCAGCGGCUAGCAGGUAUCACCGAAUUCUUCUUUUUCACAGGCGAAGCAUGGGGCCUCGUUAUGGCUUGCGAUCUCUUCUUCUCGCUUACGAGUCCAUUUACUAGCUACAAGCGAUUGAUGAAGUUUUACCACCUUUGGGUGUGGCUAGGAGGGAUUAUUAUGGGCGUUAUUACGUAUUCGGUGCAAGGCGCGGGUGGUUUCUUUACCGUCGACGGCCAGUCAAUGACGUACGAAUCCGAUACGGACACGGUGAUUGGCUUUUGUCUCGCUUCAUCGCGAAUUUGCUGCGAUACUGGCGAAACGUGCCCAGACACCGUGACAAGAUGCUCGACUACUUCUAACUUCUUGAACGCACAGCAGUGGCCCUGGAUCCUGAUAUACUGCUUCGUGCUGCUGGUGUUGUUCGUGUCUGUGUGUGUGCUAACAUUGGCUUGGCACCGACUGUACCUCCGCGGCGUGCCCAAGACGUACAAUAUCCGCCUCCGUGUGCUGAACUACAUUUCUUUCUUCACUGGUGCAUAUGUUUUCUACUGGCUGCUUUUGCUGCUACUAUACAUGUGCGCGUACUUCUUGUCGACAAAGAGUGACACGUCGAACUCGGAGGCCGUCGCGCAGGUGCUGCGUCAGCUGGUCAUCUUCCUGAUUGCGUCCAAGGGCUACUUGGACUAUGUGAUUUGGUUUGCUGUGAACAAUAUUGAGCGAAAAAGUGGGAGUGGUCGUGGCGAAUCAGCAGAUGUGGAUGUCGACUUGAGUCCGCAGGUGAACACAGCAUUGCGUUCGGAGAUUUUAUACUACACCACAUCUGGUAUCAAGGAAUCUGUUCGCGCGGUGACGGAUGAGCUGAUCUCCAUCCCGAUCUCUGGCGAAAGCGAGGCUGGCAAAUCCAUCAAGUUUUGGUCGUUCUGUCCCGCUUCGUUUCGCAAUAUCCGCCGGACGUUUGGCAUCAGUGAUGUGGACUACAUCCAAAUGUUUGGCGCGACUACAAAAGAACGGUUUAGCGAAGGUCGCAGCGGCGCGUUCAUGUUCUACACGUCUGAUGAGAGUUUGAUUGUGAAGACCAUGUCGCCGGAAGAGUGUACAUUCUUGCGCAAGAUGGCACCAAACUAUGAGGCGUAUAUGACGAGCAACCCCGAUACACUUCUGACGCGAUUCUAUGGCUGUCACUCCGUCUCACUGUACGGCAAGAUGUACUACUUUGUGGUGAUGGGAAACUUGUUUUCGGACACGGACGUUGUGCAUCACCGUUACGAUAUCAAAGGAUCGUGGGUCGAUCGCAACGCAAAGGUGCCGAGUCCCGGUGGCAAGACCGCAUGCCGUUAUUGCAAUGCGUCGUAUACGUUUGGCAGCACCAAGAACCAGGAAUGUGGCGACGGUAUGAACUUUCACGAGCCGGACAUCGUCCUCAAGGAUAAUGAUUUGAUGACCAAGAUUCGAAUUGACCCGGCCACCGCACACCGCAUUUAUGACCAGAUCCACCGGGACAGUGACUUCUUGUGCUCUCAGGGCAUAAUGGAUUACAGUCUACUUAUGGGCAUUCAAAGCUCCGAGUAUUUCGUCGACACGAAUCAGCUACCACAAGUUCGCCGAGACGUGCUUUUCACGCAACCGGCGACGAGUGUAGCUGGUCCAUCGCUAUAUCAUUUUGGCAUCAUUGACUUUCUGCAGCAGUGGACAUUGGAGAAGAAGAUGGAGCGUUUCUACAAGACUUUUGUCAAGCGAAAAGACCCCGAAGGUGUAUCUGCGCUGCCGCCAAAGCCGUACAAGUUCCGUUUCCAGCAAAAGAUGUCGCGUAUCUUUGCGCUGUCUACGCACACACGCGCCGAGAAUGACCUGGCAUUCAACCACAACUACCCGGCGCUGAUAGAUGUGCUGGACCAGCAAGGCAACUAUGAUGCCCAGCGCCACAACACUGUCGUUAGCAACUCGAUGGCGGACCAGCGGCCAGUAUUCAAUCCGGACCAGCAGCAUGAUAUCCGUGUGGCUUCGUCUCCCAGCGUGAGAGCGAUCUUCAUCUUGGACAGCGAUGGCAAUCGCGUGUGUGCCAAGUACUACGACAAGUCGUACCCAACGCAGAAGGAACAGGUCGCGCUGGAGAAGAAGCUGUACGCCAAGACGAAGAACGCAAACGCACGUCUAGAAGCUGACAUUAUCCUAAUUGAAAACGUCGUGAGCGUGUACCGCUGUGGCUCCGACACGACAAUGCACGUGGUCGGAUCUGCUCUGGAAAACGAGCUUAUCCUCCUGACGGUGCUGGACGCGGCCUUUGACACGGUCAGCAAUUUGCUCAAGGGUCGGAUGGAUCGCCACGUGAUGCUGGACAACAUUGAGCUGGUGCUACUCACGUUUGACGAGGUCGUCGAUGGCGGGAUCAUCCUAGAAAUCGACACGCCGUCUAUCGCGAACCGCGUGCUCAUGCGCGGUAUCGACAACGAAGUCCCGGUUGCAGAACUUUCUAUCUCACAGGCGUUCGCAUCGGCUCGCGAGCAGUUUUCGCGGUCGUUCCGCAGUUAA
This is a messenger RNA of Hyaloperonospora brassicae, 3270 nucleotides long. The record is from the annotation of a GenBank genome assembly. NCBI's taxonomy places the organism in Eukaryota, Oomycota, Peronosporomycetes, Peronosporales, Peronosporaceae.